Eimeria necatrix is the source of this 2703-nucleotide messenger RNA. RefSeq lists its product as hypothetical. The transcript has a single exon. Lineage: Eukaryota; Apicomplexa; Conoidasida; Eucoccidiorida; Eimeriidae. The record is from RefSeq and is a predicted model, not a curated record. Bases 1 to 2703 code for a protein of 900 amino acids.
AUGGCUAUUCUGCCGAAGCCCCCCGCUGCUAACUCUCUCUCGAAAAGCGCAGCAGCAGCAAAGUCAAAAGCUGCAGCAGCACCAGCAGCAGCAGCAGCUAAACCAGCAGCACCACCAGCAGCAAAGUCGACAGCAGCAGCAGCAAGACCCGCAGUGCCACCAGCAAACAAAGCAACAGCAGCAGCAGCGAAGCCAGCAGCAGCGGCAGCAAAACCAGCAGCAGCAGCAGCAGCAAAACCAGCAGCAGCGGCAACAGCAAAACCAGCAGCAGCAGCAACACCAAAACCAGCAGCAGCAGCAGCAAAGCCAGCGGCAGCAGCAGCAGCAAAGCCAGCAGCAGCAGCAGCAGCAGCGAAGCCAGCAGCUACAGCAGCAAACAAAGCAGCAGCAGCAAAACCAGCAGAAGCGAAUGCAGCAGCAGCAAAACCAGCGGCAGCAGCAACAGCAAAACCAGCAGCAGCCAAACCAGCAGCAGCAGCAGCGAAGCCUACAGCAGCAGCAGCAGCAGCAAAGCCAGCAGCAGCAGCAGCAAAGGAUGCUUCUGCUAAGCCAAGCCCGACAGCAGCAAAAGCACCACAGCCCGAUGCUGCUGCAGCAAAAUCGCAACCAGCUGCUGCUGCUGCAGCAAAACCCCAACCAGCUGCUGCUGCUGCAGCAAAGCCGCAACCAGCUGCUGCUGCUGCUGCUGCGAAACCGCAACCAGCUGCUGCUGCCACUGCAGCACCAAAAGCCUCCGAAGCAGCACCAAAGACAGCAGUAACAGCAGCAGCAGCAAAGCCAGGAACAGCAGCAGCGGCAAAGCCAGCAGCAGCAGCAACAGCAGCAGCAAAGCCAGAAGCAGCAGCAGCAAAGCCUGCAGCAGCAGCGGCAAAGCCAGGGGCUGCUGCCGCUAAACAGGCAGGACCUGCAGCAGCAGACGCGAAACCAGCAGCAGCAGCAGCAGCAGCAAAACCAGCAGCAUCAGCAGCAACACCCAAAUCAGCAGCAGCAGCACCCGCAGCAGCUAAGGCAGAAGCAGCUAAACCAGCAGCACCAGCAGCAGCAAAACCAGCAGCAGCAACUGCAGCAUCGCCAAAACCAGCAGAAGCAGCAGCAGCAAAACCAGCGGCAGCAGCAGCAGCAGCAAAACAACCAGCAGCAGCAGUGGCAGCAAAGCCUGCAGCGGCAGCAGCACCGGACGCAGCCAAGUCGGCAGCAGCAACAGCAGCAGCAGCAAAACCAACAGGAGCACCAGCUGCAGCCUCUCAACCAGCAGCAGCAGCAGCAGCAAAACCAGCAGCAGCAGCAACGCCGGCAGCAGCAAAGCCGGCAGCAGCAGCAGCAGCACCAGCAGCAGGAAAGCCUGCUGCAGCACAAAAGGCAGCAGUAACGAGCCCAGCAACAGCAGAGGCAAAAUCAGGAGCAGCAGCAGCAGCAGCAAAGCCAGCAGCAGCAGCAAAGCCUGCAGCAGCAGCAGCACCUCCAGUUAAGCCGACGCCUGGGGUCAAGGAAGCAGCAGCAGCAACAGCAAAACCAGCAGCAGCAGCACCAGCAGCAGCAAAGCCAGCAGCAGCAGCAGCACCAGCAUCGAAGCCAGCAGGAGCAGCAGCAACAAAUGCGGCAGCAACUAAAGCAGCAGCAACACCAGCAGCGGCGGAGAAGCCUGCAGCAGCAGCAGCAGCAGGAAAAGCAGCAGCAGCAGCGCCACAACCAGUGGGAGCAGCAGCAGCACCCAAAGCAGCGGCAGCAGCAGCAAAACCGCUAGCACCAGCAGCAGCAGCAAAAUCAGCAGCAGCAGCAAAACCAGCCGCAGCAGAUAGCAUCAAGAUUCCUGCUGAUGCUGCUGCUGCUUUCAGGCCAAAGGGCCCCGCUGCAGCUGCUGCAGCAGCAAAACCCGCAACAGCAGCAGCAGCAGCAAAACCAGCAGCAACUGCAGCAGCAAAGCCAGCAAUAGCAACUCCAGCAGCGAAACCAGCAACAGCAACUGCAGCAGCAAAGCCAGCAGCAACAACUGCAGCAGCAACGCCGGCAAAGGCAACAGGAGCAACAGCAGCAAAACCAGCAGCAGCAGCAGCAGCAGCAAAACCAGUGGCAGCAGCACCAACGAAACCAGCAGCAUUGAUAAAGCCUGCAACAACAACAGCAGCAACAAAGCCGGCAGCAGCAGCAGCAGCGAAACCAGCAGCAGCAGCAGCAAAACCGUCAGCAGCAGCAGCAGCGAAACCUGCAGCAGCAGCAGCAGCAAACCCACAGGCAGCACCAACAGCAGCAGCAAAAGAAGAACCAGGAGCUUCUCCUCAAACAGCAGCAGCAGCAGCAGCAACAGCAGCAGCAGCAACAGCAGCAGCAGCAACAGCAGCAGCAGCAACAGCAGCAGAAGAUGGCCGCAGCUACAGGCUAAUUCACUUGCUGAGGUCUCGGCCGCCGCUGCUGCUGCUGCUGCACAGCGUAGAGGAGCAGCUAAAAGCAGCAGCAGCAGCAGGAGCAGCAGCAGUAGCAGCAGCAGCAGCAGACACAGCAGCACACAGACGCAUGACCCCACAACUGGGAGACAAACUAGUAGACACAGCAGCAGCAGCAGCAGCAGCAGCAGCAGCAGAAGCAGAAGCAGAAGCAGCAGCAGCAGCAAAUGAAGGAGUCCAAACAAUUAACUGCAGCAGCAGCCCCGUGCUGCAGCUGCUGGACUAUUGCAGAAGACACGCAGGCAAGAAGGCAAAUAAAUAA